This is a messenger RNA of Lactuca virosa, 390 nucleotides long. The record is from the annotation of a GenBank genome assembly. NCBI's taxonomy places the organism in Eukaryota, Viridiplantae, Streptophyta, Magnoliopsida, Asterales, Asteraceae.
AUGGAUCCAAAUUUCGUUUUAAAUCUUGACGAUUCUCAAGAUUAUCAAAGCUUUCAAGGUUAUGAAAGCUCUCAAUUUUUCCCAAAUCUCAAUCAAUUUCCUGUCACUGAAAAUAUUCAAACCUCACACAAUACCGGAAAAAACCCAAGAAGCGAUAAAUGGGAUGCUGAUGAAGAUAUCACUUUAAUGUCAACAUAUUGCAUCGUUAAUGAAGAUAAGCAUCGUGGAAAAAACCAAAAGAAAACAUCAAUAUGGGCACAAGUGAAGGAGCUAUAUGAUGCAAAUCAAGUAGAAAACCCAGGAAAGCUUAAUAAUAGGAACAUAGCUCAAAUGAAAGGUCGUUAUAAACGACUUAAUGAAAGUGCUGGAAAAUGGGUUGGUGUUUAUUAA